This is a messenger RNA of Mesocestoides corti, 594 nucleotides long. Lineage: Eukaryota; Metazoa; Platyhelminthes; Cestoda; Cyclophyllidea; Mesocestoididae. The record is from the annotation of a GenBank genome assembly.
AUGGAAAACCUCCUCCAGGAGCUUCAAAAGUCGUUUGAAAGACGUCGACAAAUCACGUUUGACAAUUCCAACAUAAAAGCUCAAAUCACUGAGAAGGUAGGCCAGCUCUCCCGAAUCAUAGAGUCGACCUCUACAACUGACUCAAAAUCCAAGCAUCAGUUUUCAGGACAAAGUCCUGUUGUAACCGAACUCAAGGACACCAUCGAAAACCUCAAGACUCGACUUCGCGAGUCUGAGCGCCGUUGUGCUCUCGAGUCGCUGCGCUACGAGGAGCUCCUGUUGGAGCUCGAAUCUUCUCAAAUGCGACAGAAGUAUGACAUGCUUGACGACGCCAGUUCUGGCUUUGGUGCCCAUUCGCUACUAAUGGCUGCUUCAACUUCACCCAGAGAUGCCUUAAAUGACUUAAGCGACGAAUUGCACUCACGUAUAGGCGAAAGAAUGAACCAAGGUUGGGAUUUAACAAAUUUUGGAAAGUUUCGAGGUGAUGAGGAAUGGGCGUCGCCCACAAAGGGUGAGUCUAUGGGCUUUGGCUUUGUUUCAGCAUGGGAUAUCAUCUGUCACGAUAGUCCUGUUUUAAAAUGCUACAUUGUUUAA